This is a messenger RNA of Hevea brasiliensis (rubber tree), 2494 nucleotides long. RefSeq lists its product as uncharacterized. The transcript has 4 exons. Lineage: Eukaryota; Viridiplantae; Streptophyta; Magnoliopsida; Malpighiales; Euphorbiaceae. Gene Ontology annotation, biological process: spliceosomal snRNP assembly. The record is from RefSeq and is a predicted model, not a curated record. Gene Ontology annotation, cellular component: nucleus; SMN complex. Bases 108 to 2303 code for a protein of 731 amino acids.
CUAUUAAAACCCAAAGCUCUCUCUCUCUCUCCUCUCUCUCUCUCUCUCUGCACUUGCAAAUCUCAAAGAUCAAAGCGAUUUUGCUCUCUCUUCCUACUCGUCUUUCAAUGAUGGCUGACAAUGUGGACUCUGAUGCAUGCGUUGGGUCCAAGAGGAGAAUGACAGAGAUCGAAGAAAGUCUCCUUCAGCAACUACAGGAACCCUCCACUUCUAUCUCUACGCAAGAGCAAGAGGUUUCAAAAGAAUCAUCUUUCACUACUUCAUCCGCGCAAGAACACCAAGAAAUCGUGCAAGACAUUCCCAGUCCCAGUUCCUCUAAGAAGGUUAAGUGCUCUUUCAUUGAACCUCAUGGCAGUAGUAUUAUUGAAGAGAAUAAAGGAAUGUUGGGUUGUGUUGGUGAAGAUAAGGUCAUUCCUAGUGAUUUGGUUUCUUGGUCUUUUGGAUGUGAAGGGAACAGUGAAGAUAUUGCCAGACCGGUUGAGAUGGGCGUGCAGGUGCAAGAAACAAAGAAUUGUAUUGUGGGUUCUGUCUUUGGUGGUGAAAAAAGCCAAGGGGAGAUUGAAGGGACUAUCAACGAUGUGAAGACGGAGAAAGAGGAACAGCUGGAUUCUGCGAAAAGUGAAGUGGGUUACCUUGGAGCUGAAGAAUUUGAUAAACAUGGAGCCUCAGACACAGGAGAUUUAAACGGAAUUGAAGUGGAAAUGGGUUCUGUCAUUGUAGAGAAAAAGGAGCAUUUCGUGAAGGAAAAAACGGAAGCACAGACUUUGCUGGAAGCCAAAAAGAAGCAAUUAUUGGCAAAACUUGAUGCUGGUUCAAUCUUUGAAGACAAAAUCCACAUGGAAAAGGUUUCGGCUUUCGACAUUACUGCAGGAAUCUUGGGGGGUCUCAAAGGAAUUGAUGAGUCUGUUAGACCUUCCCUGAAGGUCGAAGUAAUUGAUGAUAUAGCAUUGAUUGAGACCGUUCCAGUCCCCAAAACUGGUAAUGUUGGUUUAAAGAUUGCAGAGAGGAAUGUAAAGAAGAAUGAGAAACAAGAAGCUGAUAGAAAGAAGGCAAAGCGGCCACGAAGAAAGGGAAAGGAUGGAAAAAAGAUUUUGGAGACUAGUAAUGAGCAAAACAAAAUGAUCCAAGUUCGCAAAGCCAUAAGUAUUAAAAAUGGUGAAGCUCAAAACGGUGGUCAAAAGAAUGGGGAUCAAAUAAGAAAAUACUCUAGAGAGGAGAUGGAGGCCCUGCGGUUUGUGAACAUUGUAGACCAGAGAAAGUUGUGGAGAGCGAUACACACUGGCCUUGGAGAUGCUGUUGUAAAGGAGUAUAAUGACUUGGCAGGCUUAAAGCGUCAGAAGAACAUUUGCAUAAACUUUGAUCCUCGACAGAUCUUUGGAAGGAAGGAAGAUGUCCCUGGAAUUCUCGGGGAAGUGUCUUCUGAAAAUUGUGAAAAUGAAUUAGAGAACACUGAAGAUAAGGCAGAACAUUUAAACCUAUUGGGUCCUUCUCGUCAGAGUUUUGGGGGUGAAGACAUCUGCACAUUUUUGGAAGAAGAGUAUGAUGAAGAUGAGGACAGUGACGAAGAUUAUGCUAGCAUCCAUAGACCUGCUUUUCUUGUAGAAGGAGAACCAGAUUUUGAAUCAGGACCUCCAGAAGAUGGUUUGGAAUAUCUUAGGCGUGUCAGGUGGGAAGCUGCUCAUAUUCCAAAAGUUAAAGUGGCCAAGCUUGAUAAGAGUAAAGUUCAUAACGAACAAAGUGUUUAUAUGCUCCAAAUUCCUGAGAUUGCCAAGUGCCCGGAAAAUUUAAUACCGUUGAAGCAAUGGGAGGAUGCAUUUCUUGCUGAUUUUUCAGUGUUACGGAUGUUUUUAUCACGCAAUGAGUCUUCCAGCACUGAAAUUUCGUGUAAACUGCAAUACAUGGCUGUUGAUCAUGAACAGAACACUUCCUCUCCUCAGCCUGCUGAAUGUAUUAUUCUUCAGAAUAUGUCUCAUAGAAGUUCCAUUAGUGAUUCUUCAUGCAACUACCCUACAUUGUCAGCUAUUUUAGCAAUGGAUUCUGUAGCACGAGUAUCAGCGCUGAAGAAACGCAUAAACCUGGCAGAAACCAUGAGCACACUAUCAAAACAUGAUUGUGUUUGGCUCUUUGCUUUAUGUGCAGCAGUUGACACUCCACUAGAUGCAGACACUAGUGCUGCUCUUCGAAGCCUCCUCCGUAAGUGUGCUAGCUUGCGAGCUGCAAAGUCUGAACUUGAUGAUGAGGUUAUAAUGCUGAAUAUUCUCGCCACCAUUUCAGGCAGGUAUUUUGGGCAGUCUGAAAGCUGAAGCUUGGCAAUUAAAAUCGUCUCUGUUUAAUGAAAUUUUUAUAUUGUUAGAUGAGCUAUGUAUUUCAUAAUGUGAUACGAAUGAGAUGCUGUGCAUGGUGGCAACAUUACUGUUACUGGGAACUUGAUAUUACUGUCAUCGAGUCUUUUUCUUGCCCUUCUUUUUUUAUUUAAUUUUUUAUUUUUAUUUUA